UACACCCACUUCUUUACCGUCUCGCUCCUCCCUCACCGUCCGAUCCAUCACCAAUAACGAUCUCCCUUUUUGGGCGGUCACUAUCUUUUACAUUCGCCAGUCGGCGCGUGGAACUGGCUGCUGCUCUCACACUGCACUGCACUGACAUCAUCGCCCUGUAAUCUCACCUCCCCCCUUGUUUGUUGCAAUUUUGGAUCCCACUCGCUUGUUUCAUUGCAGCUUUGGUUCAAUACUCAUUUCUCCCCUUCUCGUCUUCCUUCCUGUUUUUUUUCCCUUUGUAGUAUUCAUUCCGCAACUGGCUGUGCUCUGGGUCUGUGUUCCUUUCCUUUUGUUUUCGACUUCUCUAGUUGGAUUCGUUGUUACUUUAUUGAAUUUGUGUCUAGAGUCUGUCGUUGCGCGAAUUUGUGCGCGAGUUGGAACGUUUUUUUUUUUUUUUUUUUUUUUUUUUUGUGUUGCUGUUGUGAAGAAGGUGGAGGUGUAGGAAUGAUUUGGAGUGGGUUGUGAGAGGCGAGGGGAAUUAGUGAGAAAAGGGGGGAUCGAGGGUUGCUGUGUGUGGUCGGCAGUCAUGGCAGCGCGGCCUCAGAAUGUGGGUAUUUUGGCUAUGGACGUGUACUUCCCCGCGAGUUAUGUGAGCCAGGAGGAGUUGGAGGAGCACGACGGUGUAAGCAAGGGAAAGUACACUAUUGGUCUUGGCCAAGACCGGCUCGCUUUCUGCACCGAUCUUGAGGAUGUUAUUUCCAUGAGCUUGACAGUGGUGAAGUCUUUGCUGGAGAAAUAUGAGAUUCCAGCUGACCGCAUCGGUCGCCUAGAGGUGGGCAGCGAGACGGUGAUCGACAAAAGCAAGGCUAUCAAGACCUCCCUGAUGCAGCUUUUUGAGGACUCGGGUAACGGAGAUAUCGAGGGAGUAGAUUCCACCAAUGCCUGCUACGGAGGAACAGCAGCUCUGCAGAAUUGUCUGAACUGGGUGGAGAGUAGUGCCUGGGAUGGACGUUAUGCCAUUGUCGUUGCUGCAGACAGCGCUGUAUAUGCUGAAGGGCCUGCACGUCCAACGGGUGGUGCUGGAGCUGUUGCCAUGCUGAUCGGACCUGAUGCGCCCAUAGUCUUCGAGCGUAGGCUUAGUGGAACUCAUAUGGCAAAUGCGUACGAUUUCUACAAGCCUAAUCUGGCUAGUGAAUAUCCGGUCGUUGAUGGAAAAUUAUCGCAAACUUGCUAUCUGCAAGCCGUAGACUCGUGUUAUCGGCGCUUCUGCCUGAAGUAUGAGAAGUUUGCAGGCAAACCUUUCACCCUUUCAGAUGCUUCAUAUGUUAUAUGCCAUGCACCUUACAACAAGCUUGUGCAAAAAAGUUUUGCCCGUCUUGUUUACAAUGAUUACUUGAGAAAUGCCAGCUUUGUUGAUGAAGAAGCGGGUGCUAGGUUCCAACCAUUUGCAAUAUUGUCACCAACGGAUAGUCUUUUGAACCGCGACCUUGAAAAGGUCUCACAAGAAGUUGCGAAGAAACAGUACAAUGAAAAGGUUGGACCCACGACAAUGUUGCCCAAGGAGCUUGGAAACAUGUAUUGUGCGUCUUUGUAUGCUGGUCUUGCAACUCUCGUGCAUAACAAGUCAUCUUCUUUGGAUGGAGAAAGAAUACUCAUGUUUUCCUACGGAAGUGGCUUAGCAGCAAGCCUAUUCUCCUGUAAAUUUACCGGCGGCCAAAAGUUGUCAGAAAUAGCAGAGAAAAUGGACAUCGUCGCCAAACUGGAUUCUCGCAUAGCAGUCACACCCAAGGAGUUUGUGGAAACCAUGCACCUCAUGGAGACUCGCUAUGGUGCGAAAGAUUACACGCCAAUCAGCUCCAAGUCUACUCUACGCCCCUCAACCUUUUACAUCACUCAAGUUGAUGCCCUCUAUCGCCGCACUUACGAAAGAUACCAAGCGAAGCUUGAGAAGGUGGAAGCCAAUGGUGUAUAGCAGCUUCAGAACUUGAAUGUUUCUCAUCUGCUUUACUAACUUCAUCUCCACAUUGAAAUUCCCGAGGUUUUGAUGCCGCUGCUAUGUGUAGGGGCAACUGAGUCUGAAAGGGAAUGAGCCAGGACCAACAACUGCAGAUCAUAUGAACCAUCCUUGCUCGCUGGUUUGGGAAUAAAUGUAGUGUACAUGUUGGAGGUUUUCCCAUUUUUUCUCAGUUCGCUACAAUUAUUUGAAGUUGAAUUUAACAAUGAUUCGGACCUUGAGAUGAUUGCUCAAAGAAAACCUAGAGUUUUCCACCAAUUGUUCUACUUGUCUGAAAUGUACUCUACUGCUCCACGUAAGAUAGUUUGUUUUUGUGAGAUUAUUAUCAUAAAUCGUGUUUUACAACCUUAAGUAAAA
Physcomitrium patens is the source of this 2350-nucleotide messenger RNA. Its product is annotated as hydroxymethylglutaryl-CoA synthase. Gene Ontology annotation, biological process: acetyl-CoA metabolic process. Lineage: Eukaryota; Viridiplantae; Streptophyta; Bryopsida; Funariales; Funariaceae. The record is from RefSeq and is a predicted model, not a curated record. Gene Ontology annotation, molecular function: hydroxymethylglutaryl-CoA synthase activity.